This is a messenger RNA of Tarenaya hassleriana, 2196 nucleotides long. RefSeq lists its product as uncharacterized. Gene Ontology annotation, biological process: regulation of DNA-templated transcription. Gene Ontology annotation, molecular function: DNA-binding transcription factor activity, RNA polymerase II-specific; RNA polymerase II cis-regulatory region sequence-specific DNA binding. NCBI's taxonomy places the organism in Eukaryota, Viridiplantae, Streptophyta, Magnoliopsida, Brassicales, Cleomaceae. Gene Ontology annotation, cellular component: nucleus. The coding region runs from base 315 to 1853 and encodes 512 amino acids. The record is from RefSeq and is a predicted model, not a curated record. The transcript is spliced from 8 exons.
AAGAGGUUGAAGAGGAGAGUUAAGUUAACGGAGACGGCGGUGGAAGAAGGAAGUAUUCGUUAUAAUAGUAGUAGUGUUAACAUUCUUUUGUUUAAUAUUUCUUCUCGUUUUCUAUCAGUCUUCUCUCCCUCUGGUUCAACGGACAAAGUGUUUUUCGAAGAAAGUUUUGGUUUAUAACGUUUCCUUCUUCUGUUCGCGAGAUCUUAAUUCUGUCUAUCCGGAUGAGCUGCAGUUCAAAUCCAGCUGCUUAUUCAGGGGAAGAGAUGGUUUUGUAGGAGGAGACUGGUGAAGUGAGAAGAAUUGAGGAUCAGUGGAUGGAAAACAAGCAGUUAACAGCUGCUUCGAGCUCGUCUGUGUCAGAAGGCAGUGGCAAUAGUCUCCUCAAGUCAACUGUAGUUGCAAGUCCUGUCACAGCAUCUCCAACACCUGGGAGGCCUACUGGACCUAUAAGACGAGCAAAAGGUGGCUGGACUCCUGAGGAGGAUGAUACGCUGAGAACAGCUGUUACAAUGUAUAAGGGGAGGAGCUGGAAGAAAAUAGCGGAAUUCUUCCAGGAUAGAACAGAGGUUCAGUGUCUGCACCGGUGGCAGAAAGUACUUAAUCCACAGCUAGUUAAAGGGCCCUGGACUCAAGAGGAGGAUGAUAAAAUUAUAGAACUUGUUAAAGAAUUCGGGCCUACGAAAUGGUCUGUUAUUGCCAGGUCUUUACCAGGUCGUAUAGGGAAGCAAUGCCGUGAAAGGUGGCACAACCAUUUGAAUCCUUGUAUUAAAAAGGAUGCAUGGACCGAAGAAGAAGAAGUAGCUCUUGUGAAUGCCCAUCGAAGACAUGGCAACAAAUGGGCCGAAAUAGCUAAAGGCUUACCCGGCAGGACUGAUAAUGCGAUAAAGAACCACUGGAACAGUUCAUUGAAGAAAAAGUUAGAUUUUUUCUUGGAUGGCUUUCCCAAUUGUGUUCCUGACACUGCCCAAGAUUCCAAGCAGUCUAGUGCUACUACUAAGCCUUCAUCUUCUUGUCAAAACAAGGAUUCUGAUUCAGUUGCCCAAACUUCUUCCGGGGCUACAGAUAUGAACAAAUCAGAUGAAGAUGGAAGAGACCACCAUGUCAAUUCUUCAGCUCCUCCGCUUGAAGAAGCAGCUGCUUCAUCAAAAACCUGUCUUAAUGGGUACGCUUGCUCUCCAGCUGUGGAGAACAAGCCUCAACUCCGAAAUUUCGAGUCAUUUACAGAGAAUGGAGACAGAUUUGGAACUCCAAAGCAUGGUUUGCUGUACUAUAAGGCUCCUCCUAUUGACUUUCACUUGCCAUCAGAAGCGGAUUUCCAACGUUUGUAUGGGCAUUCGCAUGAAUGUGGUUGCUGUCCCGGUACAUCACCAGUUAGCUUCUUCACUCCACCUUGUAUGAAGGGUAGUAGUUUAGCUACAAGAAGCCCUGAAUCUUUCCUGAGAGAGGCUGCUAAGACUUAUCCAAACACACCCUCUAUCUUUAGGAAAAGACGGAAAAUUUCUACAGAGAAACGAGAGGAUAAUAGCAUCGGGAAAACAGAUGCCAGCAGUGGAGCUAAGGAGACUGAUAGAAAGGAAAACCCUGAAGAUAGUUCAGGGAAGUCUCCAGCUCGGAGAGAAGACUUGCCAGAGAGGACCGAUGAUUGUCAAGAUAAAGAAAACCUCGGGUCAAAUGGUGGCAGUGCUUACAAUUUGUCUCCCCCAUAUCGGCUAAGGCCCAAAAGAACAGCAGUCUUCAGAUCGAGACAGCUUGAGUUUAUGUCUGAGAAAGAGAAACCUGGUGAUGAAACCAAAUCAUCUGAGGUUACAUUUGAGAAGGAUAAGUCAGAUGGGGAGACCAAAUCUCAUUGUUAGAAGGAACUUUCUUCCCUUCAAAGCAGAAAUCUUCAUUCUUUUGCAUAGAUGGAAAUCACCAUCAUGAAAAGUCUCUUCAUUCUCUUUCUCCGAGCUCUUGGAGAGGUGACAAAACUGGGUUUUCGAUUCUUCUUCAUCUGACACAGUAACCAAGAAUGCACACACACUCCUCAGAUACACAGACAACUAUUCUUUCUUUUUUGCUGAUUUUCCUGCAUUUCCUGCAAAUGGGGAAGGCUUGGUUAGGUUAGAGAUUAUAUUUUUGUUUACUUCUAACCAAUUAUUUAUGUACAAAACUACUACUUGGUGAUGAAGAUUUGGUAAUUGAUUCUUUAUGGUCUUU